This is a messenger RNA of Neltuma alba, 2461 nucleotides long. Its product is annotated as putative disease resistance protein At3g14460. NCBI's taxonomy places the organism in Eukaryota, Viridiplantae, Streptophyta, Magnoliopsida, Fabales, Fabaceae. The coding region runs from base 70 to 1698 and encodes 542 amino acids. The transcript is spliced from 4 exons. The record is from RefSeq and is a predicted model, not a curated record.
GAGACCAGCAUCAAAUAUUUAGAAGGACUUGAUCUUCAUGGACCACUUUCCAUCUCGGGAUUGCAGAAUAUGGUUCCUUCCAUGGCUGCUUUAGCGGUCAAUUUGAGAAGCAAGAUACACCUAAAGGAGUUAACAUUAGAAUGGUGCAUAGACAAUGAAAAAUCACCACAUGAUAAAGAUGUGCUGGAGAACUUUCAACCGCAUAAAAAUUUAAAAAAGCUAUCAAUUGUCAACUACGGUGGUAUUGAGUUUCCAAAUUGGCUUGCAGAUCAUUCGUUGUCCGAUUUAGUGUCCCUAGAGCUAAGGCAUUGCAAAUACUGUGUAUCCUUGCCAUCAAUUGGCCUCUUUCCAUCGCUCAAGUCACUGUCAAUUAUAGGGUUUCAUAAUAUAGUAGCUAUUGGUCCAGAAUUUUGUGGAAGUAGCUCUAAUGCUUCAUCCCUAGAAAUCUUGAGGUUUGGAGAUAUGAAGAGCUGGGAGGAAUGGAAGUGUGAACUUGUGUCACUAACUUUCCCUCAUCUUCAAGAGUUGAGCAUAGAAAAUUGUCCCAAAUUGAAAGGGCAACUUCCUCAACAACUUCCUUCUCUAAGGAUGCUAGUAAUUUCCAAUUGUGAGAAGCUUUUGUCUUCCAUUCCCCAGGAUCCAUCUCUAGAUAAAUUGGUUCUAAGAAAUUGCGGAAAUGAGCAGUUGGAGAGUCUUCCAUCAUCUCUAAAAGUCCUUGACAUUUCUGGAGGCUUCAAAAAUUUAUUAUCAGUUGAUAAAAUUAAGAAUGUCAUUGCCAAUUGUAACCUCGAAGAGUUGAAGUGUUCUGAUUCUCCCCACUUAGAAUUCCCAUUGUGCUAUUUUCAUAACUUCAUUCUUGAAAUGGAGAUAAGAGGGAGCUGUGACUCUCUCAAGUCUUUUCCUCUGGAUUUAUUCCCGAAGCUUCAAUCAUUGAAGUUGAUUGACUGCAAUAAUCUUGAAAUGAUGUCUGUUUCAGAGGGGAACCAUUUUUCUCUUGCAAACUUAUACAUUCGAAAGUGUCCUAGAUUUGUACGUUUUCCUGAAGGAGGGUUUUCGGCCCCCAAACUGGUAUUGUGUUGCAUCCAAGAAUUGAAGAAUUUGAAAUCACUACCAGAGAAGAUGCGCAUUUUCUUUCCCUCUCUCAUAUAUCUGGAAAUAAUAUGUUGCCCACAAGUGGAAUCAUUUUCAGAGGAAGGUUUCCCAUCAAAUCUCCAACAUCUUGAUGUCUUGGAAUGCCCGAAACUUGUAGCCUCUCGAAGGGGGUGGCAUCUGAGUAGGCUUACUUCGCUGCUUCACUUAGGGAUUGGAGAUGCAGAUGACGAGUCUCUUCCUGAUAUUGGACUACUUCCGCCUACUAUUACUUGUCUUUCAUUCCAUAACUGCCCAAAUCUUAGAUCAUUGGAACACAAAGGUCUUUGCCACUUAUCCUCUUUGGAAGGAUUGGGAUUUCGUGGCUGCCCUAAACUCCAGCACUUUCCAAAGGAGGGUUUGCCUAAUUCCCUUUGCAUGCUACUGAUUAUGGGCUGUCCCUUGCUCAAAAAGAAGAUCCAAAGACAAAAUGGAAAAUAUUGGGCAAUUAUUUCUCAUAUCCCUUUUUGUAGCAUUGAUGAUGAUGGAGUAGCAUUUUUAAGUGACCUUCUCACUCAUGAAGGCAUCAGUUUUCCCACUAAUGCUAUCCAUUCCGCAUUCACUCGUUAGAUACUCUUCAAAGGCUUCUUCAUUGAGAAUUCUAGCACUUUAAGGUGGGCUCAUUGCGAGAGCAGCAAGCCAGGCCGUUCUACUCAUAGUGGCAUGUUUACUUUACAGUGAAAGGUGGGUUCUUCAUUCAACAGAAGAAUAUGCAGAGGACAUAAUUGCUCAAACUGGACUCAAGAAGCCAUCAGACACAACACUAAAAAAAGUGGCUAAUGAGUUUUUCCAAGAAUCUCAAAGCACAGGACUCGACAUAUCUCAACCCCUUUUUAAGAAAGUCCAUAGAUGGCUCUUAUAUUGUGUCCACUGAACAUGAGAGACUCUUCUCCUCAUGUUGUCCAAUUGCUAAGGAAGGCCACCACUUUUUCCCUUUUAAUAUCAGAAGCAAAGUAGCACAUCCAACUGCUCAAUGUUCAUUCAUAAGUACAACUCCCAUGAAAUUGAUUGCCAAGAAGGUGGUGUGCUUUUAGUGCUGCUCAAAACCUAUCUUCCUCACAUUCUGAGAUUUUGUUAGUCUUUUAAAAGUUGAGUUUUUUAGCAGAUAUUGUAAGACAAUAACUUCCCUUCUUUCUUGAGUAAAAUUCUAGCUGUUUGGGGUUGCACUAGGAUGUAAUGGCAUCACUGCUGUAGAUAGUUUACUGGUGUCAUGGUUUCGGAUUGUAAAAACUUGAUUCCCUUCUUCAUUAAACUGUGGUUACUUACCGUGGAUAGAGAUUCUCUUGUUUUAUACUUGAGAAAUGAAUACAAGACUUUGAAAUUUGUGUCCAAA